Molecule: messenger RNA, 480 nt
Organism: Lottia gigantea (owl limpet)
Lineage: Eukaryota; Metazoa; Mollusca; Gastropoda; Lottiidae
Exons: 1
Biological process (GO): microtubule cytoskeleton organization; mitotic cell cycle
Cellular component (GO): cytoplasm; microtubule
Molecular function (GO): GTP binding; structural constituent of cytoskeleton
Source: RefSeq, a predicted model, not a curated record
AUGAUAAAACAUUUGAAAGUGUUUAGACUCCGAUCUUGGUAUACCCUCAAAGGCAAUCUUACUGAGUACGUCGAUCUUACCGUGUUCCAGACCAACAUAGUACCUUACCCACGAAUUUAUUGCCCAUUGGCUACCUAUGCUCCAGUCAUCUCUGCUAAGAAAGCCUACCAUGAGCAACUUUCUGUAGCUGAAAUAACCAACGCUUGUUUUAAACCAGCCAACCAGAUGGUCAAAUGUGAUCCUCGUCAUGGUAAAUACAUGGCUUGCUGUAUGUUGUACCGCGGUGAUGUUGUUCCCAAAGAUGUCAAUGCUGCUAUUGCUACCAUCAAAACCAAGAGAACCGUCCAAUUUGUUGACUGGUGUCCAACUGGUUUCAAAGUGGGUAUCAACUACCAACCACCAACUGUUGUACCAGGAGGUGAUUUAGCCAAGGUCCAGAGAGCUGUUUGUAUGUUGAGUAACACGACUGCUAUUGCUGAA